This is a messenger RNA of Hypanus sabinus (Atlantic stingray), 2305 nucleotides long. RefSeq names its product F-box protein 15 (gene fbxo15). The record is from RefSeq and is a predicted model, not a curated record. Lineage: Eukaryota; Metazoa; Chordata; Chondrichthyes; Myliobatiformes; Dasyatidae. Gene Ontology annotation, molecular function: protein binding. Bases 199 to 1725 code for a protein of 508 amino acids. The transcript is spliced from 10 exons.
ACGUUUGAGGCUGUCAUUCUUAUUGGUAGGUCCACGGUGUUUAGUUCCGCCUUCUGGCGCCGUUACCCGCGGAGAUCGAACAGGUGGUUCGGUUUCUGCCCUCGCUGUCAGGUGGCGCCCCGAUCCGGUUUCAGUCCAGGCCGCCUUUUUGCCACCCGCUCCGCUGGGGGCUGUGCGUGGGCAUUCCUGUCGGUGUCCAUGGCGACAAGCGGCGCCCGGACGGAGACGGAGCGGGGCUCCGCUCCUGCCCGGCCCGGGAGCCCGGAGCUGUCCAGCGGUCGCCGGACGGCACUCCAGGCUCGGCGGCCCAAGUGCUCCAGUUUUGGACAAAAAUGGGCCCCGAGUCUGCCUUCAAGGUCCUUCCGUGGAACAGAAAGUGUUAAACUGAGAUCUGCAAGUCUGACCACCAUUGAGAGCUUACCAUGGGAAGUUCUACUGCACAUCUUUACGUACCUGGAUGUUUCUUCCUUGUUCUGUGCAGGCUGUGUCAACAGGACUUUUUACAAUGUGUCAAACGACAAUUUAAUGUGGCACAGAAUCUACAACAGUUAUUUUGCUUACAAAAGCAAGGUUUGGAAACCCAAGGCUGUAGAUGCAACCAUGGAGAAGCUCAGUAGGACUUCUAUACAGGACAGUCCACCAAGAUUCUGGAAGAAAGAAUUUAUACGUAAAUGUUCAGGUUCUGGCACAAGAGGAGUGGGGCUGUUGUUGAAACCCAUUAACCGUUACACAGGAUUGCCAUCGAAGAUCAGAGAAGCAGUAACAGCUCUUGGACUGACUUGGAUGAUUGUUCUUCAUGAAAGAAUGGGGAAGGAACAUGUCCAGGAGCAAAGUAAGGCCUUCUUCAGUGACACAUCUGCUACCGUAUAUUGGAACAGUGCAGUGUGGCCUCCUCUGUCUAGCCUCAAGACACUCUGUGUGUAUGGAGUCACGCCAUUAUUCCCACCGAACAAAACCCCUGCAGAACAUGGACCUCGUCGGAGAUCCCUACUUGUGGAAUAUGAUUUAACAACUCUGGAGGAGUCCAGUACAUCUGUUGGCGGUGACAAACUUAUUAAGUUGAGAUGCUUACACCCCGGCAUGUUGUUGGGAUGCUGGCAAGAAGAUGGGGAAUUGGCUCUUAUUGUUACAAAUCUUCAUUACCAUCAACUCAUUGAGAAGAGCACAUUGGGGUCAGUUACAAGCCCUUAUAGGCAGUCACCUCAUGAGCCAGUGCUGGAUGAUGUUGUCUCAGAAUAUGGGCUUCUUGGCUAUCAUUGCCAUAUUACGUUGCACAAUGGGAAAAGCUCCUACAUGUCUGGUAGCUUUCAUAACCUGUUCUGUAGAAAAGAAUAUAUCCAGAAUGGCUUCUUGCAAAUAGUAGUCAUAAGUUUAGAGAAGGAGUCCCAGCAUGGCACUAUCAGUGGAAGUAUUCACAUCCCUUGGAAUACAGGGUUUCUAAGAGGAAAAAUACAGCAUUGUUGCUUGAUGGAUGUGACUGUUUUGGAUGAAGCAGAAAAGCCAUUCUGGUGUGUUAGCUCAGCUGUGGCUUUGCAGACAGUUCCUGCAUCUGACAUAAGAUACAGAUAUCUGGGCAAGAGGCAGACAAUUGACUACAAGGAUCACGAAGGAAAAGUUCACAUGGAACUAAUGUGGUUGGAAGAAGAACAACAAUAUUAUGUGGUCAAUCUUGUUCUUUACCUUACUGUUGAAAAAGUCAAUGCCUGGUUUGCAACAAGUUAUUAAUUCAAUGCAUUAAUAUCUAAAUGAUAGCCUUAAGAAAAUGAUUGCUCCAUGCAUGUGGCAACAUGUGUGAAUCAUAAUGCUGUAUUGAGGCUUCCAGCGUUAAAAGUUAUUUUGGAAAAUCUUAUUUGAUUUGAUUAUGACCCUAGUAAUUGGAUUUUUGCCUUAUACCCUCCUUCCUAAAGGGUUACUUUCCUUUAAAGACAUUUACUGAGAUUGAUUGCUUGCUUACACUUGGCAAUACUUUUUCACCACUCAAAUUGCAGGGUAUGGUUGUCUGCUGAAACUUUGUUCCAUUAACAAAAUUAUGACUCCAUUUGGAAGGGUCACAGUUCUCUUUCAAGGUUGAUCUGCUGCAUUUCCUUGCAUCUGUGGCAGUGUCAGGAAAGAGGGAUGGCUUACGUUGCUUUUGCUGGUAAUCUUGCUUCAAUUCAUUAUUUGCACAGAAUUCAUCUAGUUAGGGUAAUGUAGCCUCUUGUUGCUGUGCACAGUACCACGUUAGAAAUGUUCUCUCACAAUGACACUUUUGUUAAAUACAGAAGAUUUAAGCAUGAUUAAUAAUUAAAAUGGGCUAAUUUCCAAA